ACAACACAGCACAAAGUCGCAACUUCCUUUGGAAACAAACCAAACAAACAAACAAAACCCCUCUUUCUUUCUUUCUUUUGAGUGCAUGGCAAUUUGGGGCUUUUCUUUGGAAUUAGGGCACACGCACAUGAUUUUGGUUGAUUGAUCCUCGCAAUCAUAAACAGUGGGGAAGAUGUAAUCCCACCGAGAUUAUUGGUUGAUUGAUUGAUAAGUGGUAAGUGGUAAGUGGAAGUGCAAGUGCAAGUGUGUGUGUGUGUGUGUGUGCGUGUGUGUGUGUGUGUGUGUGUGUUUGUGUAAGGGUUUGUGGUAUGAAGGGUGCGUUGGAUCGGACGAAGGUGGUGCUGCGCCACUUGCCGCCUUCUAUUUCUGAGGCCGCCCUUUUGUCCCAAAUUGAUGCGGCCUUCGCUGGCCGCUACAACUGGCUCUCUUUCCGUCCCGGCAAGAUCAGCCAGAAGCAUAUGUCAUUUUCUAGAGCCUACAUUGACUUCAAGAGGCCAGAGGACGUUAUAUUGUUUGCCGAGUUCUUUAACGGACACGUCUUUGUGAAUGUAAAGGGAUCUCAGUUCAAAGUCAUUGUUGAAUAUGCUCCUUCACAACGUGUUCCAAGACAGUGGUCUAAAAAGGAUCUUCGUGAUGGAACCAUAUAUAAAGAUUCUGAGUAUCUGGAGUUUCUUGAACUACUUGCCAAGCCUGUUGAGAAUCUUCCCAGUGCCGAGAUACAAUUGGAGAAGAGGGAAGCAGAACGAUCUGGUGCUGCAAAAGAUAUUCCUAUAAUUACACCACUGAUGGACUUUGUGCGCCAGAAAAGAGCUGCCAAGGGACCUAGGAGGCCACUGUCAAAUGGAAAAGUGAGUAGAAGAGCUGGCACUUCAUCAAAUGGGGGCCCUAGUUCCGCCACAUCAAGACGUGGUUCUGGAAAGAAGAGGGUUUCUGCUACAAUGUAUGUUGCAAGGGACCCAGGGAAAAGUUCUACUAUCAAAGACAAAUCAUCUUAUACUUUGGUUCCUAAGCAAGAUGAUCAGCAUCUUCCAAAUAAAGCUUCAAACAUGGCUUCUUCAGAUGGAAAUCAAACUCUUGAUGAGAAUGGAGUUUCUGGAAAUCAUGAUGCUGGGAAGAAAAAAGUACUACUUCUUAAAGGGAAGGAAAGAGAAAUAAUUACUGUAUCUGAUUUAGAUAGCAUGUCACAGCAUCACAAUGUAACAUCUUCAGCUAAAACAGUUGUUGGUUCAACAGUUUUGAAACAGAGUCAGCGGCAUGAAGGUAGUGGAAGGAUUAUCAGAAGCAUACUCUCAAAAAAGGAGUUGCAUCAAAGCCAGUCUUCCAGGGCCCUCUCUGAGCAGAAAAUCCUGACAUCCAAUCUAGAGAAAGAAAAACAGCCCCCUCGCCCCUUACAUGUCCAACUAAUUUUGAAGGGCUCUAAUGGGACACCAGAGAAUAAGAUUGGUGUGCAUGAUUCACAUGUUUCUAGUGAGAGGCAAGAGAGACAUGUUAGACAUAAAGAUAGACCUGAUCGUGGUGUCUGGACAAGUCGUUUCAAUGGAGCUGACGUGUCUUUCUCAUCUCCUGCUUCCUCACAAGUAGAUCCUUUGGAAGGAAGUCAAGCAGAUUUGAAACAUGACAUGCCAAAUGCAAGAAGUGUGGAGGUAAAAUCUUUUGGAAGUGUCCGUACCAGUCAUUCAUCAGAAAAUGGUUUCAAUAAGCAUUUUGGUCGUCGUGGACCAUCAUAUGGGGUAAAGGAUGUUGAUGGCUAUUCAGUUUCAAGUGAAGGGAAGCAUCCUAGAAGAUCUAGUACAUCUGCUUAUGGUUCCAACGAGAAACAAGUUUGGGUUCAAAAAGCAAGUUCUGGUAGCUAGAGUAUUUUGAUUGGUUGAUGAUUUUCCCUUGCAGUGGUAAGCUUGCUGACUUACAGUUUUGGAGCAUCCAUUUGCUAGCUGCUGGAUUCUGUCUCUUUUUGGUUGACAGAUUCUUACAAGUAAAUGAGUGUGUGGUUAAAAAAAAUUCUUUUACAAUACAAGAGAGGAAAGUAUCAUGAUGCAAUUGAUUUGGCCUAAAAUAUUCAGAGACAUAACUUCAUUGAAGAUGGCUCCCUAGUAAAAAGAGAAACGAAAACAGUGGUAUCACAAUUGCCUGGUGUCCCAGUUACGAGUUGUUGCUUGUUUGAAGAAUUAUGGAUAGAUUUGCAUACCUUGGCAAGUUGACCUAGUAUGAGCAUAGUCUGGGUUUAUAGAGUUAAUCUUGUGAGUGGUUUUAGUGUCAAUAUAAAUCCAGGGUAUUCUGUAUCCGUUUCCUUAGUUCCUGUAUAUGCAAUCCCCUAUUCGAGGUAUUGUGUGCCUUUUUCCUUAGUUCCUAUAUCAUUUAGCUGUCUGCCAAAUACAAUUGGGCGCUUGAAAUGAUCCUGGAAAGUUUUUGGACAAUCUUUGCUCACUACUUUGAAGCAACAUUCCAUGGAUGAUGUUUCAGGUUCGUGUCUUCGGUCUUCUGUUGACAGUGGAGUUUCUUGUAGAGCUCAGACACCUAAAUACCAUAGAUGGUGUGUGUUACUAAGGAUAAAUAAGGGUCUUGCGGGACUUAUUACAGUGUGGAUAUUGAUUUACGUCUAAAAUAUCAUUGUACAGUAUGGUGUCGCAUUUCUCAGCAUAACGUAGCUGUUACAUUGUCGGUUCUUGAUUAUAUUGUCAAUUUUGUGAAUUGCUGCCUUGGGCGCAAUUGUUAAAUUUAUAAUCCAAGUUAUGCUGUUAAAGUUUACGUCCAAUUCGGCUGUGGUAUAACUUUUAGUUGAUGUUGACAUUCCCAAGAUUUUUUUGUUCUUAGCA
This is a messenger RNA of Glycine soja, 2813 nucleotides long. Its product is annotated as regulator of nonsense transcripts UPF3-like. Lineage: Eukaryota; Viridiplantae; Streptophyta; Magnoliopsida; Fabales; Fabaceae. Gene Ontology annotation, molecular function: mRNA binding. Gene Ontology annotation, cellular component: nucleolus; cytoplasm. Gene Ontology annotation, biological process: positive regulation of translation; nuclear-transcribed mRNA catabolic process, nonsense-mediated decay. The transcript has 13 exons. The record is from RefSeq and is a predicted model, not a curated record. Bases 309 to 1853 code for a protein of 514 amino acids.